AUGCAGAAAAGUUUCGUUUCGGCAUUCAAACUUGAUGGCGUGCCUAUUUUGCCACCGCUGAUCACCGAUGAAGUGCGUGCAAUGGUUGAGCUUAGUAGACAGCAGGCUGUGGCUAUCGAGCAAAAACUACUGCAAAAGCGACGAAAUGUGGCUCUACAGAAGCAGUGCCUUUACGAGCAAUCGGAAGGACUGCAACAACCGGCAGUGCUUUAUCCGUCACCCGAGUUAGACCUUUCUACUCAUUCACCUCCGGACACAAGAGAGGAACAAUAUCACGCUGGAGACUUUGAAAUUGUGGAUGAAUCACCGCAAGCAGAUCACGAAGAUGGUGCUGCUGGUGCUCCUGCCAGCGCAGUGCCGGACGUUAAGCAGGAACCAGCGCUGCCAGUACCUCCCGAAAAGUCACCCGUUGUUCUUAGUGAUCAGCAAACUUCUAGCUCUUUUUGUAGCCCCCCGGAAACAGUUGAAACAGUCAACACAAUCGUAUCAAUCGACCCCGACGAUCAAACCAUAGCCCCGGUAACACGCACCGUUACUCCGACGUCGGAGCAAAUGCUUCCGUGGGUCACGUUGGUACGAAGCAAUACGUUUGAUUUGAAGAAACCAACCAUCGACUUAAGCAACCUAGAGGGGCUGCAGCACUCCACGCCGGUCGAUCGAUCUAAAGGUAGCGCCGUCGAAGGUUUCAUACGCUCACCAAAGGGCGAAGUUAAAUCGACUCCUGCUCGAACCAGCUCUAAAACAGGUGCCCAUCGACCAACACCAGCUGAGCGAAUCAGACCUCAUACAAUGCCUCGCAUUGCACCAGCGGCAACUGCACUGGUGUCGCAUCAACCCAAGCAACCCGUUCCGUUGAAACGAAAAUCGCGCAACCGUAAAAUCAGCAACUGCUCGGCCGCUUCCAGUUCCACCGUGAAUCUGAGUGUGGAAAGCAUUUCGAGUGCACUGUCGGAACACGAGCAGCGGAUGGCGGAGCUGUUGAAGCGACAGGAAGAAGAGCGGCUACUUUUGGAGAAAAGUUUUCGGGAGCAAACGCAAGAACUUGUGGCCCUGUGUGCCAAAUCUUUGCCUGUGGCCAACGAAACACCAACAAUGGCUCCUAGUGGCAGCACCGACAUCAAACCAGCUCUGAGCGUGAGUCUGCUGUCGCUCUGUGACGUGUCGUAUGAAUCGUGCAGCGACACCGAUGAUGCCGCUUAUCAGACGUGCCAGAAUAACGGAACAUCGGAAGAACGAUUGAGUAGCAAUGGCGAAACGGCGUUGGCACCAGCUUCGCCGAGGCUAGACACAAACGGAAAUCGCCGAAUGGCCAACCGUAUCGAAGAAGAACGGCUUCUGCGGGCCGGCACGAUCAUCAAUGCUUACGCCAGGGGCUACCUAACAAGGCGCCUCUUCCGAACGCAGAAGAUACAGUCAAUCAAACAAACUAUUGUAGAUAAUCUUUGCCUUAUCCUGAACUCACGCAACGAAACAAGUGGAAAAAGUGAUCCUAUGGCCGUAUCAUUGCGGCGGAAAGCCUUCCAACGGGUUGCCCUUUGCCUGGACAACCUGCACGAAAUUUUUAUCGACUACACGCCCCAGAAACGGCUGCAGAUGAUUCAACGCGAUCGGUACCUGAAGCAACAGCAAGCAGCCCAUCAUCGACAAAAUAGCCCUUCGCUUAAAAUGCAGGGAUCAGUGCAGCGGCUUGGUUAG
This is a messenger RNA of Anopheles bellator, 1695 nucleotides long. RefSeq lists its product as uncharacterized. Bases 1 to 1695 code for a protein of 564 amino acids. Gene Ontology annotation, molecular function: protein binding. Gene Ontology annotation, biological process: centrosome duplication; regulation of cytokinesis; centriole replication. The transcript has 2 exons. The record is from RefSeq and is a predicted model, not a curated record. Gene Ontology annotation, cellular component: centriole. Lineage: Eukaryota; Metazoa; Arthropoda; Insecta; Diptera; Culicidae.